AUGGGCUGCUGCUUUUCAAGAAAUAGCAAUAAACUCGCCCCAGCUGAAGCUACUGAUUCUAAUUUAACAGAACCCUCCACUAGUCCAGAAAAACUUCCUAUAAUUUUAAGAAACAAAAAUCAAAAGAAAUUCCUAUCCAAAUUUUCAAUCCUAAAGACCUAUAAAAAGAAAUCCAAUGGAUCAAUUUAUCUUGUAAAAGAAAAAAAGACUAAGAAGUGUAAAAUAAUAGAAGAGUACCACAAAAACAAUAAAAACCGAUCAGAUAUAAUUAAUGACCAUCUAGAAAACUUUCAAAGCCUUGAUCAUCCAAAUAUCAUUAAAAUAUUCCAAAUUGUAGAAACCAAAUUAAAGGUUUACUUCGUAAGAGAAUAUUGCUCAGGAGGCGGACUUCUUGAGAAAAUCAUCAAAACUAAACAAAUAAGCAAAAAUCAAGUGGCAAAGUAUAUUCGUGACAUUUUAAAUGUAGUGAGCCAUUGCCAUAGCCAAGAUAUAGCGAUUCAAGAUUUGAAUCCAGGGCAUAUUUUACUCGACUCAAAAAAUGAAAAUGCAAAUAUAAAGGUCGUUGUGGGAAAAGUAAAGGAAAAUAAUUUAUCCAAAAAAAGCAUCACAGACGUAAUUUUAAAGUAGAUUUGCUAUAUGGCACCAGAAAUGUUUAAAGGAGAAUAUAGAAAAGAAGCUGAUGUAUGAAGCUGUGGACUAAUUUUAUGGACUUUAAUAUUCGGAAGGCCUCCCUUUCAUGGCAAAACUCGUAAAAAAGUAAUUGAGUCUAUAAAUAAAGGCCUAAACCUUACAGAUAAGGCUUGGGCUGAGAUUUCUGAUGAGCUCAAAGAUCUCAUCUCAAAAAUGCUCGAAAAAAAUCCUGAAAUCAGGAUUUCAGCCAAAGAUGCUUUAGAGCACCCUUGAAUUCAGGCUAGGUCUAAUAAUCAAGUCCCUGAUAGAGCAUGUGCUAUAGACGUAUUAUCUCGCUUAUCAAAAUUUAAUGUAUUUUUUAUUUAGGCAAAAUCACAUGUCCAGAAGGCUAUAUUAGAUUUUAUAUCUUACAAUACAGCUUUAGCAAGAGAAGAAAAAGAAUUAAAAGAAACAGUUAAAUCGAUUGACGAAGAUGGAGAUGGCAAGCUCAGUCCUGAUGAAAUUUAUAAAGCUUUCAAAAUCUUGCUGCUUGGCUCUAAAGAAGAAGCAAAUUCUGUGAUGGUAGCAUGCGAUAAUGAUGAAAGCGGACAUAUUAAAUAUUCUGAAUUUAUUACUGGGGUUUUACAAUGGGACAAAAAAAUCCAUGAAAAUCAGUUAAGAGAAAUUUUUACAAAUUAUGAUGCAAAUGGAGAUGGGAUUUUGACGAUUGAAGAGCUUAAAGAAUGUGUGAUUGGAGAAAAAGGAAAAGAAUGGGAGCAUUUCUUAGAUGAUAUGAAAGUUGAAAAUAAUCAUUUAAUUACCGCUGAUGAAUUGGGAACUUAUUUUCAAUCCAAGUUUUAA
Blepharisma stoltei is the source of this 1470-nucleotide messenger RNA. The record is from the annotation of a GenBank genome assembly. NCBI's taxonomy places the organism in Eukaryota, Ciliophora, Heterotrichea, Heterotrichida, Blepharismidae.